AUGAGGGGAAACCAGCAACCCACACUGGUCUCGCUUUUACUGUUUCUGCUUCUUCCCAGAGAUGCCACAGCUACUGCAAAACCACAAUAUGUGGUGCUGGUCCCAUCACAGCUCUAUGCAGGAGUUUCUGAAAAGGCCUGUGUCAACCUCCACCACCUGAAUGAGACUGUGACACUCGACAUACUUCUAGAGCAUGAAACCCAGAUCACAAGCCUCCUCACAGGCCAGGCGGUGAAGGAGGAUUCCUUCUAUUGCAGCCCUUUCAUGAUCUCAGGUUUGCCAUCAUCCUCAGCAUUCAUUACAGUGCAGAUACAGGGGCCAACCCAGCACUUCACAAAGAGGAAGCUGAUGCAGAUAACAAAAGCAGACAGCCUAGUCUUUGUCCAGACAGACAAACCCAUAUACAAACCAGGACAAACAGUGAAAUUCCGUGUUGUCUCUGUGGACAUCAGUUUUGGCCCAUUGAAUGAAACGUUCCCUGUCAUUUAUAUUGAGAAUCCCAAGAGGAACCGAAUUUUUCAGUGGCAAAAUAUGGAUCUACCAGUAGGACUCCUCCAGCUCUCUUUCCCACUGUCAGAUGAGCCAGCUCUAGGUAGCUACAAGGUUGUAGUGCAGAAGGACUCAGGGAAGAAAAUAGAGCACUCCUUCGAAGUGGACGAAUACGUUUUACCCAAAUUUGAGGUGCAAGUAAAAAUGCCCAAGACUAUUGCUUUCCUGGAAGAGGAAUUUGUUGUAUCUGCCUGUGGCUUAUACACAUAUGGAAAGCCUGUUCCUGGUCUGGUGACAAUUAGAGUGUGCAGAAUGUAUUCACGAUACCGCUCCAACUGCCAUGGCCAAAGUUCACAAAGUAUCUGUGAAGAGUUCAGCAAACAAGCAGAUGAUAAAGGAUGUUUCAGACAAGUUAUAAAAACCAAAGUAUUUCAGCCAAGACAGAAGGGCUAUGACAUGAAAAUAGAAGUGGAAGCCAAAGUCAAAGAGGAGGGAACAGGAAUGGAACUAUCUGGUUAUGGAUCUUGUGAAAUAACAAAUACCUUAAGCAAACUGACAUUUACUAAAGCAGAUACACAUUACAGGCCCGGGCUACCUUUCUUUGGGCAGGUUCUUCUUGUUGAUGAGAAGGAUCAGCCAAUGCCCAACAAAAACAUAUCUGUCCGAGUGGAUCUAGCUAGGUACCAGUCCACUUUUACAACUGAUGAGCAUGGCUUGGUCAACAUUGUCAUUGACACUUCCAACUUCACAUCUUCAUUCAUGGGUUUCAUGGCCGUCUACAAGGAAAACAGUAUCUGCUAUGAUAACUGGUGGCUUGAUGAAUUUCACACACAAGCACAUCAUUCUGCAAACCGGAUCUUUUCCCCAAGCAAGAGUUAUGUUCAUCUUGAACCUGUUUUUGGUGCUUUGGCCUGUGGGCAAACUCAGGAAAUUCGGACAUACUACAUCUUGAACAGAGAUAUCCUGGGGGAUGAAAAAGACUUAACCUUUUACUAUCUGAUCAAAGCAAGAGGAAGCAUCUUCAGCUCAGGAAGCCAUGUGCUUUCACUUGAACAAGGAGACAAAGGGGCGUUUUCCUUCCCAAUUCAAGUGGAGCCAGGCAUGGCUCCCAUGGCUCAGCUGCUCAUUUAUGCAAUUUUACCUGAUGGGGAAAUUGUCGUCGAUACUCAGAAACUCCAAAUUGAAAACUGCUUCGCCAAUAAGGUAAAUCUGAGUUUCUCACCAGCGCAAAGCCUCCCAGCCUCUGAUGCCCACCUGAAGGUCACAGCCACGCCCUUGUCCCUCUGUGCCCUUCGUGCAGUAGACCAGAGCGUGCUGCUACUGAAGCCGGAAGCCGAGCUCUCACCUCAGACAAUCUAUAAUUUGCUGCCAGGGAAGUCUCCCCAGGGUGUUCAGUACGGUGGCCCAAUGUACGGACACAGCGAAAACUGCAUCAAAGCAGAAGAAAUCACUCACAAUGGGAUUGUGUACAUACCGAAGCAGGACCUGAGCGACGAUGAUGCCAACAGUGUUUUUGAGUCUGUAGGAUUAAAUAUUUUUACCAACUCCAAAAUCUACAAACCACACUUUUGCAAUCUGCCUCAAGCCUAUCCAGGAAUGCCUGUAGCCUAUGGAGGUAAAGCACCUCAAGCCUUACCUAUGGCAUCAGUAGCAGGAGCAGGCUUCAGAACAAUGAGCUACUCAGAACCAGUCAGCAUGAGAGAAGAUUUUCAAGAGGUGCAAGUCAGAGAGACAGUGCGGAAGUUUUUCCCAGAAACCUGGAUCUGGGACAUGGUGCCACUGGACGUAUCCGGCGGCAGUGAGCUGGCAGUGAAGGUCCCCGACACCAUCACUGAGUGGAAGGCCAGCGCAUUCUGCUUGUCUGGAGCUACUGGCCUUGGUCUCUCCCCCACCAUCUCUCUUCAAGUCUUCCAGCCCUUCUUCCUGGAACUCACCCUCCCCUACUCUGUGGUGCGGGGAGAAGCCUUCACCCUCAAAGCCACAGUGUUCAAUUACAUGUCUCACUGCAUUCGGAUCCGUGUGAACCUGGAGAUCUCUCCUGACUUCCUGGCAGUCCCAGUAGGGGACCAUGAAAACUCCCACUGCAUCUGUGGAAAUGGAAGGAAAACUGUGUCCUGGGCUGUGACCCCAAAGUCACUGGGGGAGGUGAACUUCACAGCUACUGCAGAAGCUCUGCAGUCUCCAGAACUGUGUGGCAACAAGGUGGCAGAAGUACCAGACCUUAUACAGAAGGACACUGUGGUCAAACCCUUAAUAGUCGAGCCUGAAGGAAUUGAGAAGGAGCAAACAUUCAACACACUGCUAUGUGCAUCAGAUGCUGAAUUAGUUAACCAGUGGUCACUGGACCUCCCACCCAAUGUGGUUGAAGGAUCUGCCAGGGCUACACACUCUGUUUUGGGCGAUAUACUAGGCUCUGCAAUGCAAAACCUCCAAAAUCUUCUCCAGAUGCCCUACGGCUGUGGAGAACAAAAUAUGGUCCUUUUUGUCCCCAACAUCUAUGUUCUAAACUAUCUGAAUGAGACACAACAGUUGACGGAGACCAUCAAGUCCAAAGCCAUUAGCUACCUCAUCAGUGGGUAUCAGAGGCAGCUGAACUAUCAGCACAGUGAUGGCUCAUACAGCACAUUUGGAGGUCAUGAUAGGAACAGCCAGGGAAAUACUUGGCUCACUGCAUUCGUGCUCAAGGCCUUUGCUCAAGCUCAGUCACACAUCUUUAUAGAGAAGACACACAUCACGAAAGCUCUCAACUGGCUCUCAGGGAAACAAAAAGAAACCGGUUGUUUUGAAAAGUCCGGAUCCCUGCUCAACAACGCUAUGAAGGGUGGCGUGGAUGACGAGGUGACACUCUCUGCCUACAUCACCAUUGCUCUGCUGGAGGUCCCACUGGCUGUCAGUCACAGCAUUGUCCGCAAUGCUCUAUUUUGCCUGGAAACAGCCUGGGCCUCCAUCUCAGAGAGCCAAGGAAGUCAUAUCUAUACCAAGGCAUUGUUGGCCUAUGCCUUCGCACUGGCAGGAAACCAAGCCAAGCGAAAAGAGCUGCUUGAAUCACUAAACAGAGAGGCUGUGAAAGAAGAGGAUUCAAUCCACUGGCAACGUCCUGGCGAUGUUCAGGAAGUGAAGACACCCUAUUAUCAGCCGCGGGCCCCUUCUGCUGAAGUGGAAAUGACAGCUUACGUGCUUCUUGCCUAUCUUACGGCUUUGCCUUCCCCAUCUUCAGAGGACCUGUCUUCAGCAUCCCAAAUUGUGAAAUGGAUCAUCAGGCAACAAAACUCCCAUGGGGGUUUCUCCUCCACUCAGGAUACAGUGGUGGCUCUCCAAGCCCUCUCCAAAUAUGGAGCAGCGACUUUCACCAAAAGUAAGAAAGAAGCCUUGGUCACCAUCAAGUCUUCAGGGAUCUUCUCUCAGGAGUUCCAUGUUCACAAUACCAACCGUCUGCUGCUGCAGGAAGUCAGGCUGCCAGAUCUUCCUGGAAAUUAUGCCACCACAGUGUCCGGGUCAGGAUGUGUGUACCUCCAGACAUCUCUAAAAUACAACGUCCUUCCAAAGGCAGACGGGAAAGCACCCUUCACACUUCAUGUUGAUACUCUCCCGCUAAAUGUUAAUUAUCACAGAACAUUCCAGAUUCACAUCAACGUAAGUUAUACUGGAGAACGACCCAGCUCCAACAUGGUCAUUGUUGAUGUGAAGAUGAUAUCAGGCUUCAUACCUGUGAAGCCAUCCGUGAAAAAGCUCCAAACCCAGCCUAACAUUCAGAGGACUGAAGUGAACACCAACCAUGUUCUAGUCUAUAUUGAAAAGCUAACCAACCAAACCCUGAGUUUCUCCUUCUUGGUGGAACAAGACAUCCCAGUAAAGAACUUACAACCAGUGCCAAUAAAAGUCUACGAUUAUUACGAGACAGAUGAAUUCGCCAUUGAAGAAUACAGUGCCCCUUUCAGUGCUGGUACGGUGCAUCCACGGGGACAACUCUCCUCUGCCACUGACUUUUCACGUAAAGGGAUGAUGGAGUCACAGGUGCCUGUCAUCCAGGAUGCCACAAACACCCAGAGGCUGCUGCCCCUGUGGGUGCUGGCCCACUGCGGCCCACUGGAGGCCUGGCCAUCCGUGAGCCCUGAAGGCCUGAACCCGGAGACCGAGAAACCCCUGCUGUGGGCCUUGCCUGCCAUGCAUGCGGGCAGCCAGCAGAGGGAGCAAGAGCCAUUCUGUUUUCUCGUCCCUGGCUCCCGCCCCCUCCACCAAGAGGAAAUCAGCCGCAGGGGAGAGCUGCGGGAGAAUGCUGUCUUCUGCUCAGUCUCUUUGCUGGAAAUUCCAUUCAGAUCGGAAAAACUGGGCCCUGAAAAACAUACCACAGCCGAGUACCUCCUUCACUGA
Molecule: messenger RNA, 4860 nt
Organism: Onychomys torridus (southern grasshopper mouse)
Lineage: Eukaryota; Metazoa; Chordata; Mammalia; Rodentia; Cricetidae
Product: pregnancy zone protein-like
Exons: 38
Coding region: 1-4860 (1619 amino acids)
Cellular component (GO): extracellular region
Molecular function (GO): endopeptidase inhibitor activity
Source: RefSeq, a predicted model, not a curated record